Molecule: messenger RNA, 730 nt
Organism: Schistocerca nitens (vagrant locust)
Lineage: Eukaryota; Metazoa; Arthropoda; Insecta; Orthoptera; Acrididae
Exons: 6
Coding region: 71-592 (173 amino acids)
Source: RefSeq, a predicted model, not a curated record
GGAGGCUCGAGCGCUGCUAGUGGCGGCUGUCGCCAGCGUAACGGUAUUCCUCCUCGUUUCUGCAGACCUCAUGGCCGCGGGCCCGUACGCUGGGGACCUCUUGGAGUUCGGCGGCUGCGACGAUGGGGAAUACCGUGGCAUGACAAUCAAUGUCUCACAGAUCCUGGACGAGGAAACCAACGAAACCACAUACAGAGGAGACCUCACAGUCUUCUACGACGUUUUUGCAGACGAGAACGAGGCGGAGAUCAUCGCUUUCAAGUGGGGCAGUACUGGUGGAUGGAGUCAAAUUUACUACCUGAACUACACCAAACCGUACGAGUUCACGAAGACUAAUUUUCCUUUGGUCUUUGAUCUUCUCUUUGUGGAGAUGGGCAUGGACAAACAGCCAGUGACCCCUGGCGUCUACCACAUUCACCGGUUUAUGCCAAGAAGAGUCACUCUAAAAAAGUUCGUCGCGUUUCCUUACGGGAAGUUCAAAUUGUAUGUCAAGGGACUGAAGGACGGCGAAAGAUUAUCCUGUUUACAGGCACUUGCUUCUGUCUACGAAGUUGAAAAUUCCCAAGGUAUGGGAUUCAAGCCAGCCUUUUAAAAGUUAAGCAAUGGGCCGAAAAAGUCGAUCAACGCGUACUGUUGACGACGAUAGCGUCGGGAUUGUGCACUCGUCUAGCUUCAGUUUCACAACUGAAAUACCCAAAUCGUACAGUAUUCACAAUAAAUUAAAUAAAGU